AUGGAAAAGCCCACAGGCAAAUAAAAGAAGGCACAGACCCCAGAGGGAGAAGUACGUGUUCAGAAGGACACUCCCAAGGAAGAUACAGCAUGUCGGAAAAAGAAGCCAAACCAGAGAUCCACUUUGGCCAAAAAGCACAGUAAGGAACCCGGCCUGAGUCGUGAGGACGAGGAACACAUGUUUGAGGCCUUCAGUGCUACAUUUAAAGAUGACUUUGAUGGGGUGCCUGUGUUCACUCCCUUCCAGGGGAAGAAGCCCUACAAAUGCAGCGAAUGUGGGCACGUGUUUAAGCACAAGACGGAUCACGUUCGCCACCAGAGAGUCCACACUGGAGAGAAGCCCUUCCAGUGCGCCCAGUGCGGGAAGACAUUCAGGCACAGCUCCGACGUGACCAAGCACCGGAGGAUUCACACCGGAGAAAAGCCCUUUAAAUGCAGUGAGUGCGGCAAAGCCUUUAACUGUGGUUCAAAUCUCCUAAAACAUCAGAAAACCCACACUGGAGAGAAGCCGUACGAAUGUAAGGAAUGUGGGAAAACCUUUGCCUACAGCUCAUGUCUUAUUCGCCAUCGGAAACGUCACCCACAGAAGAAGCACUGA
This is a messenger RNA of Lipotes vexillifer (Yangtze River dolphin), 597 nucleotides long. It is a transcript of the gene ZFP41, whose product is annotated as ZFP41 zinc finger protein. The transcript has a single exon. The record is from RefSeq and is a predicted model, not a curated record. Gene Ontology annotation, biological process: regulation of transcription by RNA polymerase II. Gene Ontology annotation, molecular function: DNA-binding transcription factor activity, RNA polymerase II-specific; RNA polymerase II cis-regulatory region sequence-specific DNA binding. NCBI's taxonomy places the organism in Eukaryota, Metazoa, Chordata, Mammalia, Artiodactyla, Lipotidae.